This is a messenger RNA of Spirometra erinaceieuropaei, 625 nucleotides long. NCBI's taxonomy places the organism in Eukaryota, Metazoa, Platyhelminthes, Cestoda, Diphyllobothriidea, Diphyllobothriidae. The record is from the annotation of a GenBank genome assembly.
AUGGAAGAACUUCUCCGCGAUCAAAGCUGUCCACGGUCCGCCAACCAAAAGCACCGCUCCCCUCCUCAGCGCCGACGGCAGUACCCACCUGACCGAAAAGAAAAAAUUUUCAGCGAUUGGCUGAGCACUUCAGAAGCGUCCGACGCCGCCACCGCCCGUCUGUCGAAAGUAGCUAUCAAUGUCGAUGUCGACCUACCUCACUCUCUCCACGCAACCAUCAGGGCCGUGCAGCAGCUCUCCUGCGGGAAAGCGCCCGAAUCGGACGCGAUCCCUACUGAGGUCUACAAGCACGGCGGUCCCCAACUCAUGGAUCACCCGACGGCGCUCUUCCUGGAGAUGUGGCCUCACGCGGAAGUCCCGCAGGAUUUCAAGGACGCCUCAAUGUCCAUCUCUAUAAACCGGAAAGAUCUUGGAUUGUAUCCUUCUUAACCGCCUGAACAGUCAUCUGGAACAAGGUCUGCUCCUGGAAAGCCAGUUCGGCCUCCGUAGUCAUCAUGGGACCAAGGGCGUAAUCUUCGCCGCCCGCGAAAUCCAGGAGAAAUUUCAGCAGAUGCGGACUCACCUGCACUAUAUCUUCGUGGAUCUGAUGAAAUCCUUCAACAUGGUGGACCGCGAACGACUGUGA